Corticium candelabrum is the source of this 1288-nucleotide messenger RNA. RefSeq lists its product as uncharacterized. The record is from RefSeq and is a predicted model, not a curated record. Lineage: Eukaryota; Metazoa; Porifera; Homoscleromorpha; Homosclerophorida; Plakinidae. The transcript has 8 exons. The coding region runs from base 310 to 1098 and encodes 262 amino acids. Gene Ontology annotation, cellular component: cytosol. Gene Ontology annotation, molecular function: phosphomannomutase activity. Gene Ontology annotation, biological process: mannose metabolic process; protein N-linked glycosylation; GDP-mannose biosynthetic process.
UUCUUGCUAUGAAUUGAAUCAAUUAUCACCACAAAUCUAGAAUAGAAUCUGACAAGCAGGUCUGUGGUUUCUUACAGAUGGGUCUCUACUCAGGGAGCAGCUGUCGUAGAUGAUCAAACUAUGCUCUAACUCGACUAACCUAGUCUGCUGUGUCGUCAUCACCAUUAGCUUAUGAAGUUUAUUGUACAAACGUUUGGCCUACUUAUGGUUUAGCAUUUUUGUUUUCGGAACUGCGAAGCCGGACCUCCUUGCACGAGAUCGUGAUAUUGUACUGCUUGGACACGCCUCUCUGACAGGCCAUCAUACUCUAUGGGUGUGAGUGAUUGCGCAGGCGUGGUCGAACAGACAAUGGCUGCUAGAGAUCUAGCUACUUUGUUGCUGUUUGAUGUCGACGGAACAAUAACAGAGGCUCGCCAAGUCAUUUCUCCUGAAAUGAAACAUUUUAUGGCGAAAGUGCGUGAGAGGUAUGUUGUUGGUCUAGUAGGAGGAUCCGAUCUCGACAAGGUGCAAGAGCAAAUGGGAGGAGAUAAUGUGACUCAUUUGUACGACUACGUCUUCGCUGAAAAUGGACUUGUGGCUUACAAAGAUGGUGAGGUCUUGGAAAUUCAGAGUAUUAAGAAAUUCAUAGGUGAAGAGAAGCUUAAGAAGUUUAUAAAUUUUUGUUUGCAUUACAUUGCUGAUCUUGAUAUUCCAAUAAAACGUGGAACGUUCAUCGAGUUUCGAAAUGGAAUGAUCAAUGUCUCACCCAUUGGUAGGAAUUGUUCUCGCGAAGAGAGACUCCAAUUUUAUGAAUACGACAAGGAAGCAAAAGUUAGACAGAAGUUUGUUGAAACUGUUGAAGCAAAGUUCUCUGACUUUGGGCUUAAAUUCUCUAUUGGAGGACAGAUAAGUUUUGACGUCUUUCCUCAAGGUUGGGACAAAACUUAUUGCUUGAAGCAUGUGGAAUUGGCAGGCUUCAAGGCCAUCCACUUCUUUGGUGACAAGACUUUUGAGGGAGGAAAUGAUUAUGAAAUCUAUAACGACACACGUACGAUUGGUCACACUGUCAAGAAUACGGAAGAUACGAAACGAAUGGUGACUGAACUGUUCUUACAGUAAUGAGUAUCAUAGUUGUGAGAAUGCAGCAAACAUAUACUUGCUACAUCAUUUUUGUAUGAAAGGUUGUAUGGUAAGGUUUGCAGGUUUUGCCGUACUGUUCAACAGAACAGCAGUAUGAGUGCAAGUUGUACUUUAAAUCUGUUAUUUUGGCUGUUUGUGCCUAUAAUUGGUCAACUGAAACCUAGAAAAA